This is a messenger RNA of Sitophilus oryzae (rice weevil), 2264 nucleotides long. Its product is annotated as fidgetin-like protein 1. The transcript is spliced from 5 exons. Gene Ontology annotation, molecular function: ATP binding; ATP hydrolysis activity; microtubule severing ATPase activity. NCBI's taxonomy places the organism in Eukaryota, Metazoa, Arthropoda, Insecta, Coleoptera, Curculionidae. The record is from RefSeq and is a predicted model, not a curated record. The coding region runs from base 21 to 1580 and encodes 519 amino acids.
AAAGUAAUUGUUACAAAAAUAUGACCGAUUAUAAUAUUACAUGUUUUAGUUUAGAGAAUAAUAUUUUUUGUGAAUUAUAUGACCACAAGGUCAGGAAAUACACAGAUUGUGUAUACCAGGAAAAUGAAAAUUUAUAUAAUAAUUUAAUGAAGAAAUCAUACCCUAAUAUUAAUAUAAAACGUCAAUUCAAAAUUACAAGGGAGUUACCCAAAAUUAACUUAGAUACAUAUUUAGAAGAUUUGAAAUGUUCAGAUAGUGGAAAAGUGUAUUGUAGUGAAUCAGAGAAGAUUAGUAAACAGCAAUUACAGCAAUUUGGAAAGUUGUUUAGUACAAAUCAGGAUAAACAAGCUAAUAUACAUAUUUUAUCAAGUAAAAUAGAUAAGCAAGUUGGAAAAACAUCGAGUAGUUAUACUGUAAAACAAGAACAUAUUGAAAAGAAGAGAGAUGUAUUAAAUUCAUUUAAAUCUGCAAGGGAGGAACUUGAUAUUCAACACUCUAAGGUGGGAUUUGGUGGAAGUACUAAUGUUUCAGAUGAGAACUUAGUUGGUGGGCAGAAAAGGAAACUUGGUAUGAGAAGAAGUGUAAGAGAUAGAUUUAUUUCUCCAUUACUGUCUAGAAGCAAUAGUAAUGAAGAGUUUGAUCAAAAGAAUGAAGAUGUUCCAGUAGUUCACGAAAAAUUAAAAAAUAUUGAUCCUAAGAUGGUUGAGCUUAUCAUGUCUGAAAUUAUGGAUCAAAGUCCUAAUAUAUCUUGGAAUGACAUUGCUGGAUUGGAAUUUGCAAAAACAGCAAUUAAGGAAGCAGUUGUUUGGCCUAUGCUAAGACCUGAUAUAUUUACUGGUUUGAGGAGACCACCUAAAGGCAUUUUAUUGUUUGGGCCACCGGGAACAGGCAAAACUUUGAUAGGCAAAUGUGUUGCCUCUCAAAGUAAAUCAACAUUUUUUAGUAUUAGUGCUUCCUCUUUAACAUCAAAAUGGAUAGGGGAUGGAGAGAAAAUGGUUAGAGCCUUGUUUGCUGUUGCUAGAGUUCAUCAACCCUCAGUUGUUUUUAUUGAUGAAGUAGAUUCCCUACUUACACAAAGAAAUGAAACUGAACAUGAGAGUUCAAGAAGGAUCAAAACUGAAUUUUUGGUCCAAUUAGAUGGUGCCAGCAUUGAUGCCGAUGAAAGGUUGUUGAUAAUUGGUGCCACAAAUAGGCCACAAGAAUUAGAUGAAGCUGCUAGAAGACGUUUCGUGAAAAGACUGUACAUACCUCUUCCAGAUUAUACGGCACGACAUGAACUCCUCUUAAAGUUAUUUUCAAAUGAAAAACAUUUAUUAAUUAAAGAGGAUUUUGAGAAAAUUGCUCAACUUUCUGAAGGUUACUCUGGGGCAGAUAUAAAAAACCUUUGUUCUGAAGCAUCUUUGGAGCCUAUAAGGUCUAUAGAUUUUAAUGAUAUACAAAAUAUUGAGGCUUCAGAAGUCAGAGCUUUAACAAUGUCUGAUUUUGAGAAAUCUCUCAAUAGAGUUAAACCUAGUGUCUCGCCAAAUGAUUUAUUACAAUAUGUUAAGUGGGAUCAAACUUAUGGAUCUGGAGGAAGUUAAAAAAUAUUUGAUUGUAUUUAGAAUAUAUUUUUUACAUUAUAUAAUUAAUAUUUAUUAAAUUAAAUUGAAAAAAAAAAUUCUUAGUACAUAUAAAUAUACAGGGUCGCUGAUAUGUAUGGAAACGGUCGAUUAUUGGGCAAAGUAUACGAGGUCCCGCAAAAAAUGAAAUACCAAAGUUAUAGGGUUUUUAAAUGCCUAACAUCUUGUAAUAAACUUAAGUGUACAGGAUCGGCCAUAAAAUCGUGGCACCUCAAAGAUUAAUUUUUUAAACGGAACCUCCUAUUUAUUAUUGGGUAUUUUAAUUCUUCGUUCAAUAAAUCCAACCGUUUCCGAGAUUUCCAGAUAUCGAUUUUUAGUUUUGAAAUGUUAAACGAAAAUUUUGUAAUUUCCAGACUUGAUAUAAUUUAAUUUUAUACAUCUAUAAAUGCUAACUUGAAAACUAAUAUCAAAUAUUACUAAGUAUCACAGUUUCCGCAGAAUGGCAUCGUUAAAUGAAACCGAACACAUCGAAAUUAAUUAAAUCAAAUUCAAAAGUCAAUAACUCGUAAAAGGUUGGUUUAAGGCACAUUGUGUGUAUUUCUGUUUUUGCUAAGAAUUGAAGGAAGAAUUGAAAUUUGUGAUAAUAUAGAGGGGGUUCCAUUUCAAAAAAAUGAAACUUUGAUGUGCAACGACUUUAUGACCGAC